AUGCUUUUGGUUUAUGGCGGGGCCCUGAAUAACGGCGACAGAGCACGUAGACUUUAUGGAGAGCUGUAUCCCACGAGAAGGUUGCCUAGCCAUGAUACGUUUGCAAAUACUUAUAGAAGGCUACGUGAAACUGGCAAAUUGCAACACAGGGAACCAGGAGUACGUGGAAGACCACUUGAUGUUGCUGUGGAGGAGCGUAUCUUGGCGGCUUUUGACGAUGAUCGCACUAUAAGCAUUAGAAAAGUAGCGACUGAACUCGGCUUUUCUGUAUGGAAAGUGUAG
Messenger RNA from Parnassius apollo (apollo), 282 nucleotides. Lineage: Eukaryota; Metazoa; Arthropoda; Insecta; Lepidoptera; Papilionidae. The record is from the annotation of a GenBank genome assembly.